AUGGCAGUCCUUGAGCUGUGCUCCACAAGAUCUGCUGAUGAUGGAGUCUACACCUGUGAGGCACAGAAUGAUGCUGGGGCUGUAAACUGCAGCACCAUCAUCACAGUGCAAGAUCCACCAAGUUUCAUGAAAGUACCGAAACCUGUAGAGGGGAUCAAAGGAAAAGAUGCUAUGCUAUACUGUGAACUGAAUGGCACAGAACCCUUUAAGAUAAUCUGGUACAAAGACAAAAAGCCACUUAAGGAAAGCAGGAAAUAUAAGAUGAUGAAUGAGAGUAGCUCUGCCACUCUCCAUAUUCUUGCAGUGGACCCCUCAGAUGUUGGUGAAUAUGAGUGCGGGGUCACAAACAAAGUAGGAUAUGAAACAUGCCAUACAACAGUUACGCUCAGAGAAGCACCUGUUUUCGUGAAGAAACUGGUAAACCAGUCAGUCAAAUUGGGUGAAGAAGUCACUCUGAUGGCCACCGUCAAAGGCUCUCAGCCUAUAACUGUUUCUUGGGUGCAAGAUAAGGAUCAUGUUCUUAGGGAUGGAGACAACCGGAAAAUCACAUUUGAGAACAGCGUGGUCACCCUGAAGGUCUUUAAGGCUGACCAAACCACAGGUGGCAAAUAUACCUGCCAACUCAAAAAUGAUUCUGGAGUUGUGGAAUGUGUUUCCAACCUCACUGUCUUAGAACCGGCUACCAUUGUGGAUAGUCCAGAGUCAUUCAAUGUCAAGGCAGGUGAUUCAGCAACUCUUGAAGUCACCGUAGCCGGAACACCAGAAUUGAAAUCUAAGUGGUUCAAGGACGGUGUCGAGCUCUCCUCUGGCACCAAGCAUAAGAUAACCUUCUCAAAGAAUAUCUCCAGCCUGAAAGUCCUGUCGACAGAGAGAGUUGAUACAGGAGAAUACAAAUGUGAGGUCAAAAAUGAGGUUGGCAGUGUUUCCUGCAAGACAACCCUCACUGUCCUAGAUAAAAGGAUCCCACCCACAUUCAUCAGGAAACUGAGAGACACCCAUACUAUUGUUGGUAAACCUGGUGAAAUGGAAUGCAAAGUUGCAGGUUCUCCACCUUUCACUAUCUCUUGGCACCACAUUGGUCAGGAGAUCAAGAGUGGACCAAAUCACGAGAUUAUUUGCAGUGACAACACCUGCAAAGUUAAACUGCCAACUCUUAAGUUGUCAGACUCUGGAAAAUACACAUGCAAAGCCGUUAACACAGCAGGAGCCAGUGAAACAAGUGCUUCUAUGAUUGUACAAGAACCUCCAUCCUUUGUGGAAAAACCUCAGGCAAAGGAAGCUCUGCCUGGUGCAAAUGUAACAUUUUCAGCAACAGUCCAUGGAAGUGCCCCUCUGAAACUUAAAUGGUUCAGGGGCACCAGGGAAAUAGUGUCUGGAAAGGGCUGUGAAAUUGCUCUCCAGGGCAAUGCAGCUACUUUGGAGCUAUACAAAGUGGCCAAAUCAGAUGCUGGAGAGUAUACAUGCCAGAUUAUUAAUGAUGCUGGGAAGGAAAGUUGCCCAGUUAAUCUGUUCAUGAAAGAACCAGUACAGUUUGUGAAGAAGCUGAAGGACAUGUCUUCUGAAAAGGGGAAACCUUUGAAACUUGAAUGCACAUACAAUGGAACUCCCAAAAUAUUUGUUACUUGGUUGAAAGAUGGGAAACAGCUCUAUGCCUCUUAUCAGUAUAACGUGUUGACCACAGAGACUUCCUGCGUCUUGGAAGUACUCAAUAGCGAUAGCAUGACUGCAAGUGGGAAAUACUCUUGCGAAGUUACCAAUGGAGUUGGAACUGAUAUCUGUCAUGCUCAAGUGACCUUAUUAGAACGACCAUUCUUUGUUGAGGAACUGGAACCAAUGGAAGUCACUUCUGGUGAUCCAGUUUGCUUGAAAUGCCGCAUUGGAGGAACCCCUGAUAUUAGUGUGUCCUGGUUCAAAGCUGACGGAAAGCUUUGUGCUACCAAUACUUGCCAAAUGGCAUUUUCAAAUGGCAUUGCGACUUUGAUACUAAGCAAACCAUCAAAGGUUGAUACUGGUGAAUACACAUGCAAAGCUGAGAACAGAAUUGGAUCUGCCUCAAACAGCUGCCGCUUAUCAGUGAAAGAUGUCAAAACACCACCUUCCUUCCCCAAGAAACUUACUAGUCUUGAACAGGCUGUAGGACAGCCAGUCAUAUUUGAGUGUCGUGUUGUAGGAUCCUCUCCUUUAGAAGUCUCCUGGCUAAAAGACAAUGGAUCUUUAAAAAAUGAUGGAGAAUACUUAAUGUCUUAUGAUGAUAACACUGCUGCCCUAAAAAUUGCACGAGGUGAAAUGAAACACUCUGGGGAAUACACUUGUAUAGCUACAAAUAGUGUUGGAACUGCAUCUUGUACAGCUAAACUCGAGCUUCAAAUUCAAGAACCAGUACACUUCAUCAAGAAGCUGGCAGACAUUUCAGUCGUCAAGGGCAAACAUUUGAAACUCGAAUGCACAUACUCGGGAACGCCCAGCAUAUUUGUCACCUGGCUGAAGGAUGGGAAACAACUCUAUGCCUCUUAUCAGUAUACUGUGACAACCACAGACACCUACUCUAUGUUGGACGUCCUUAACAGUGACAGUUUUGAGGCAGCUGGGAAAUACUCUUGCGAAGUUACCAAUGGAGCCGGAACUGAUAUCUGUCAUUGUCAAGUAAAAAUAGUACAGUUCCAGAAAAAAUAUGCCUGA
Messenger RNA from Oncorhynchus nerka (sockeye salmon), 2679 nucleotides. RefSeq names its product titin-like. The coding region runs from base 1 to 2679 and encodes 892 amino acids. The record is from RefSeq and is a predicted model, not a curated record. NCBI's taxonomy places the organism in Eukaryota, Metazoa, Chordata, Actinopteri, Salmoniformes, Salmonidae. The transcript is spliced from 11 exons.